Molecule: messenger RNA, 3165 nt
Organism: Stegostoma tigrinum
Lineage: Eukaryota; Metazoa; Chordata; Chondrichthyes; Orectolobiformes; Stegostomatidae
Gene: nup107
Product: nucleoporin 107
Exons: 28
Coding region: 99-2894 (931 amino acids)
Biological process (GO): mRNA export from nucleus; regulation of DNA-templated transcription; post-transcriptional tethering of RNA polymerase II gene DNA at nuclear periphery
Cellular component (GO): nuclear pore; nuclear pore outer ring
Molecular function (GO): structural constituent of nuclear pore
Source: RefSeq, a predicted model, not a curated record
UGCGAAGGACGCGGCCGUUGAAGCGCGCGCCGAUGAAAGUGGAGGUGUAGUUUUGGUGCUUUUACGGAUCAACAGGCGGUAGUUUGUCGGCACUCAACAUGUCGCAAGUAUGGCAGGAAUCACUGGACAGACGGACAAGUGGAGAUUUCCCAUCUCCUGAAGUCCGGAGCUCUGAAACUAGUAGAACUUCUCUGAGGCGCAGUGCUACAAAAAAAGGUUCUGACAUACUGAAGCACGCUAAAGGCCCUUCCAGCUUACAUCUGCUAUCAGCUACUCGAGCUACAGCUCAUAUAUUCCAAGACUUCUACACACCACAGACUCGUAUCUGUCCUCUAAAACAAUCCGAUGUGUCAUCAAUUUUAGGAUCAGUUAAACCAUCUCUGCUUGUACCUACAAUACCAGAAACACAUUUGCAAUAUAUCCCAGAAGAUGCAGAGGACACUACUUCAUCUAUUCUCACUCAGCAGAGGACUGGCAUGAAAGCCACAGCUGAAUCAAUGAGAAGUUUUUCAGAAGACUUGACUCUUAGUGCAGUCAUGUUAAGGGAGGAUGAUCCAGGAUUAACUGCUUCAGCCAGCUUGUUUCCAAAGUUUUUGGAAUCUUUCUUAGCACAUUCAUCUACUGCUAUCUUUGAUUUGAUCGCACUUUAUGAAGCUGAAUGCAGGGAGCAGGUAAAUAUACUUAAGAAGAUUGUAAACCGUGCAACUCCCGGGCAACAGAAAUUUUCAAAAACAGCUAGUGUUCUCUGGUUCCUUCAGCAAGAAAUGGUUACCUGGCGUUUAAUUGGAUCUCUUUACAGGGACAGAAUUGAAUCCAGUGUGGAAGAAGGCAUGAUGUUUGAAGUAGCUGCUCCAAAUGCCACUGAAAAGACCAUCGUAGAAAUGCUUUUCCAACGCGAUUCACUGAUACGACAGUGUCAGAUCGUUGUAGAUUGGUUAGAGAGUACUGCCAAAGAUGAAGCUGGAAGUUUUGCAGAAAACAUUGAAUUUUAUGCAAAAUCUGUGUACUGGGAAAAUACACUACAUGUGUUAACACAGCAGCGAUCAGGCAUUGCUGGAUUUUCAAGGCAACUUGUGACUGAGCUGGAUCCAGAUGCUCCUAUCAGACAGAAAAUGCCUCUUGCCGAUUUGGAUAGAGAAGAUGAUGCUAGAUUUAUGAAAUAUCUCUUUGCUCUUAUACGAGCUGGGAUGACUGAUGAGGCUCAGAGAUUGUGCAAACGUUGUGGUCAGGCUUGGAGAGCUGCAACUCUGGAGGGCUGGAAAUUGUAUCAUGAUCCAAAUCUUAAUGGUGGAACAGUUCUUGAACCUGUGGAAGGGAACCCAAACAGAAGUGUUUGGAAGGCUUGUUGCUGGAGGAUGGCUGAAGAUGAGCAGUUUAACAGAUAUGAACGAGCAAUCUAUGCAGCCUUAAGUGGAAAUCUUAAACAGCUCCUUUCAGUGUGUGAUACUUGGGAAGACUGUGUUUGGGCAUACUUCAGGGUCAUGGUGGAUAGUCUUGUUGAACAAGAAAUCCGUGCAUUGAGUACUCCUGUGAGUGAAUUAGAAGAAUUGCCUAAAGAGUAUACUGAAGCAAAUUGGACUUUAGAGGCAAUAUUUGAAGAGCUGCAGGCAACAGACAAAAAACAAGUGUUGGAGGAGAAUAAAGCUCAUUACCAUCUAAUCCAGAAGUUCAUAAUCUUGGGAGACAUUGAUGGUUUAAUGGAUGAAUUUCAGGAUUGGCUAGAAAAAUGCAGAUCUCUCCUUCCAGCACACCUCCUUCGAUUCAUGACUCACCUUGUGUUGUUUUUGUGGAGUUUGGGCCUACAAACAAAGGUGGAUGUUUGUACAGACAUUUUAAAAACUUAUAUAGAGCUUUUAAUCCAAGCUAAGCACACACAUUUAAUAGCAUUUUAUGUAAGCCAUUUGCCUCCGGAGCUGGCUGUCACUCAAUAUUCUGCAUUUUUGGAAACUGUCACAGAGACGGAGCAACGGAAACUAUGUCUAGAUCUGGCGAGAGAAGCUGGCCUUGAUGUGGCAGCUGUGACCAAGUGUGUUGUGGAAAACAUCCGGAAAAAGGAUGCUGACGAGUUUACUCAUCAUGAUCUAUCUCCAUCUCUGGAUACUGCGACUACAGAAGAAGACCGUAUGAAGAUCAAUGUAAUUGAGUGGUUGGUAUUUGAUCCUACACAAAGAGCAGAGACACUGAAACAGAGCAAUGCCAUAAUGAGAAAAUUCUUGGCUUCAAAAAAACAUGAAGCUGCAAAAGAAGUGUUCAGCAAAAUUCCACAUGAUUCUGUAAUUGAAGUGUACGCGAGCUGGAAAGAAUACGGAAUGAAUUUCAUGCCUCCAGCAGAGGAGGAAAAUGCUAUCCGGGAACAUUUGUGCAUAAGGGCUUAUCUGGAAGCUCAUGAGACGUUCAGUGAUUGGUUUAAAUGGAUGCAGUUAGCACCUCAGGAACCCACCAUAUCCGCAAGCGCAAGUUUCACAGAGACAGUGGCUCAUGAACACAAACAGAAGAAAUUCCAGAGUGAUUAUGAGAGCUGGAGUGAUGAAUUGCAAAGUCUCACAAAAGGUGUGAAAGAGAAGAUCUGUAAUGUCUUGCUUUUUGUGAAUGGAGGAUGGUUGGUUGACAUCAGAGAGGAUGCUGAAGAAGAUGCUGAGCGCAGUCACCAGUUGAAUUCAUUACGCCAGCUCUGUCUACCAAUGAUGUGCUUCUUACUUCAUACAGUACUGCACAGCACUAAACAGUACCAGCAGUGCUUAAAACUGGCGGAUAUCGUUGCAUCAGAACAACAUAAGCUUUAUCAAGUAUUUUCAAAAGAGGAACUUGCAAAAUUCUUGCAUUUGCUGAGAGAGUCAUCACUCAUGUUAUUGGAUCAGAAUCUAGAUCCCUUGGGAUAUGAAUUACAAUCGUAGUGAAUAUUUUAAAAAGUUGAGAGGCUUUAAUUCCAUCCAAUAAUAAGGAUUAGGAAUUUGCAAAUUUCUUCAAAAACAAUUUAUUAAUGUUCCUCCCCAUCCAUCUUGCCCCCAGUUUUUAACCCUCUUUCCUUUCUCAGAAGAUUAAAGUUUUCAUUAUCAGGCAAUUGAUGAUGUUUAGAUAUUCAAUUUUGUUGAAAAUGUAUGUAAUAUUUUGUACAAAAUCUUUUUCAAGUUUACUCAAAGUAUUGUCAUCUGAGUGCUUCUAUUU